Electrophorus electricus (electric eel) is the source of this 2586-nucleotide messenger RNA. RefSeq names its product leucine rich repeat containing 52 (gene lrrc52). Gene Ontology annotation, cellular component: voltage-gated potassium channel complex. Lineage: Eukaryota; Metazoa; Chordata; Actinopteri; Gymnotiformes; Gymnotidae. The record is from RefSeq and is a predicted model, not a curated record. Gene Ontology annotation, molecular function: transmembrane transporter binding; potassium channel activator activity; voltage-gated potassium channel activity.
GACACGGCUAAUUAGAAGCGAUGCGCACGCGGACUGACGCUCGUUGACACUGCAUCUCCAGUCCCUUCGCCCUGGCUCUCUCUUAACAUACAAAACAGCUGCAGACACUCGGACGCGCAGCGAAAACCAGAGAGACAAGCCGAUACAAGCAAGGACGCACGGUGUUGCAGAGGAGGACUGCCAGGAAACUCAAGAGCGUUUUACCUGUGAUGGUCUGAACAAACGAGAACUGAACUUAUUUGGAGACCUUAAAUUUGGCUUAAACAAGAGCAAGACAAACAACCAUCCCCGAGGAUCAAGAAGUAAAUUCACAAUCCAUAAAUGACACCGCACUUAUAACGGACGAUCACUGAAUUGAGAUUUAAGAUUUUGGCAAAGCUUUGGCAAAUGCUGAAACUGAAAUGACUACGUUUGCGACAUGUCGCUUCUGAGUUAUCCAAAGUGACCUCGCGAGCAGUGACAUGCUAGAUUGGCGUCCGUUUACACCGGAUUCGUAGAUCAAUGAAGAAUGCAGGAGUGUUUUGGAGCGCAGCGCACACACAGUUGAUGAAGCCGGCGGCGAGAACAUGCGUCUUUUGCCGGAGCCCAGCGCGCAGUCAUUGCGGCUCGUCUUUCUGCUGAUCUUCGUCAUGGGGGUGGCACCGUCCCCGGCUCUGACUGCUGGCUGUUCCGACCGCUGUGUAUGCGACGACCAGUUAGUGGCCCAGUGCGCCGGGCAACAGUUAACCCAAUUCCCCUCAGAUCUCCCGCUGGCCACCCGGCAGCUGAUCAUCUCCAACAACGAAAUAAAUGACUUGCCGGCACUGGACUUAAACUAUCUGGCCGACUUGAUCUACUUGGAUUGCAGCAACAACUCCCUGACACAAAUUUCAAGGUCGACCUUCGGUAACCUGCGCAAGCUUGCCUACUUGGAUCUGUCUUUCAACACUCUCACCAAAAUCGAGGAGCGGACGUUUGCACCUUUAAUCAGCCUUUUCAUGCUUAGGAUGACGGACAAUCCGGGGCUGUCGAAUAUCCACCCGUUGGCGUUCGCCGGCAACGCGGCGCUGCAGGUGCUGGACAUGAGCCGCAACAACCUGACCACGCUGAACGUCAGCUCGCUGGUCACGCUCCCCGCGCUCCGUUCGCUGGGACUCAGCGGGAACCCUUUGCGCUGCGACUGCUCCUCGGAGGACCUGUGCAUGUGGGUCCAGAUACAAAGCUUCAAGUUCCAAGACGAGGGUCAGACAGUGUGCCACAGCCCAGAGGCGAUGCAGGGCCGGCGCCUGGCCGAGCUGGGGAAGCAGCUACGCGCCGACUGUCACCGGGGUCUCGACUACUGGGACUACCUGUUCUUCACCGUCGUUGGCUUCAUCAUCUUCUCGGCGGGAACCAUCGCCGCGUGGGUGAUGGGCGUGUUCAUGGUGCUCUGUGAGCACUACAAAAAGAGCAAUGACGAGGACAACUGAGCCACCCUCUGCCACCGUCCAGGGCAGCGGGAACAACCAUGGCAACGGGGACCUAAGUUUGUCUUGUGCGGUGGUGGUGGGGGGGGCAACUUUGGUGACUGCAACAAAUCCCCCCUCAGCACCCUGAGCGCAGUGACACACAGACGAUGAUUAACAAGAGAGACAUGAAGGGGAUUUGAACUGGGGUUAGGGAGUGUGGAGGAGGACAAUAGUAAACCAUGCACAGAGAACGCUGGGGUUUGGAGUUUUUAUGAUGAAGUGCACCUUAAAAAUGUCUCAAUUUAGAAGUUAUUGAUAUAGAAAGAGUAACAGAGAAAUUAUAGUUAAGUAUAGAUAUUGAGGACUGGGCAUUUCUUUUCUAGGGGGCUGUGUUGAGUUAAUUACCAAGUAUUAUUAAGGAGUCGUUGGAGCCUAUAACUGAGUAGUAGUAGACUAAACCCAGGCACUGUGUGUAUUUGUGCUUGUGAGGUUUCACACACAAUGACAGAACUGUAAGGAGUUAAAAUGGAUCCUAUCGAGGUUGAACAUGGCUAAAAGACAGACAGACAGAGAAAAACGGACGGAGAGAGAGAGAGAGAGACGAAGAGAAAGAGAGAGGGCCAGAGUUUGAUCAUUUCCCUUUCAACAUCUUGAAACUGAGUGGAGUCAAUCGCUAAUUAAUGAUACUCGCAUAAACACACGAUCACAUAACACACUCAAAUAUACAUGCACUCGCACAAACACAAACUGUGUGUGUCUCUCUCUCUCACACACACACACACACACACACACACACACACGAGGGAGUGAUGUCAAGGGAUACACCUCUGUCAGGUCUCCGGACAGAGGGCGGGGAAGAGGGUUGCUAUGAACGACCUACACAGGAAAACAAAUGAAGAGGAGAAGGAGGAAGCAUGCACUGGACGAUCUGCUGCUGAGACUUUGGUUUGUGCUGGGGGGGGGCUGAUUGAUUAAGUAGAUUUAUUGAUUGAUUGACUGGAUUAGUCAGGAUACACCUGAUCUCAGUGAGCCUGUAUGCACUGUAACCGUAAGCCUUACACACACAACGUAACCCAUCCAGCAAUAUAGCACACCUGCACAGGUGGCACUGAGAGCAAUAGUGUGUGUUUAUGUGCAUCUCUGUGUGUCUGUGUGUGUG